AUGAAUUUUUUUAACGCGUCUGAUUAUUAUAUGAAUAAUAAUAGACCCAAUGAAUUAACAUCAACUUCAAAUUCAACUUCAAGAGCUACUCCAACUCCGACCCCAACUUCAACAAUUCCAGCUUCAACAAUUAAUCAAAAUGAACCAAGCUACCAAUCAUCUCAGUUAAUAUCAUCUAUUCCUACAAGUACUGCACGUGAAGGUAUUCAGCUAAAUUCACAAAGUAGAAGAAGUUUACAACCACAUCAUAAUCAACAUCAUAAUCAACAUCAACAACUACCUCAAUUGCAUCAACAUUUACAACAUAGUAUCAAUGAUCCAAAUUUAAGUACAGAAAGACUUGAGAAUGACGUAGCUCAGCAGGCUGUAGCUUUACAAAUUGCUCAACAACAUCAACAACAAUUACAUAAUCAACAAAAUUCUCAACUUCAUUCAAAUGAAUCAAAUACAACACAAUUCCAACCUCAAUUACAAAGUCAACGUAGUUCAUCAUUAACCAAAACAUCAUCAAACCCUUAUGGUCAACAAUUGCAACCAAGUCCAACAUCUCCAACAAUAUCAUCAUCAACCAAUCCAACCAAAAAACAUAGAGUAAAUAAACCAGGUAAAAAAUUUGGUGCCAAAAGAAGAUCAUGGGUAUGGCAGUUCUUUAUAAAUCCAGAUUCAGAUGAAACUGAUUCAGCUGAAUGUCAAGUUUGUAAAAAAACUAUACAAAGAUUACCAUCAGAUAAAGGAUCACCAAAGAAAUUAAGUGAACAUUUAAAAACUCAUAAAAUUACAAAAGAAUUAAUAGUACAACAACAAUCAACCACAGAAGGAUCUAGUCAAUCAAAAGAUAAUUGGAAGUCUAAACAUCUGAAAUCUAAACUAAAUCAAAUCUCAGAAGCACAAGAUGAAGAAGGAAAAUCAGCAUCAGAUAUAGAUUAUGAAGAAUUAGAUGAUGAAGAACUUGCUAAAUAUGAAAAAAAACCGUAUUCAGCAACAAGAUUUCAUAAACAUGUUUUACAAUUUUUAAUGGAAAAUAAAUUACCAAUUAGUAUCAUAAAUUCGAAUUCUUUUAAACAAUUAGUAUUUGAUUUAAGACCUUCUGUGAUAAAUGAUAUUAAUGCUCUAACUAAUUUAUAUGGAUCUAUAUUAAAAGUUAAAAGAUUUGGUGAUGGAACUGGUGGUGAUGGUGAUGAUAAUGAUGAUAAUGAAGAAUCUUUAAUAGAAGGUACUAGUGAAAAUGUUAUGAGAGGUAUAAGUGAUCAAUCAAAAUCAAAAAAGAGUUAA
This is a messenger RNA of Lodderomyces jiufengensis, 1272 nucleotides long. RefSeq lists its product as uncharacterized. Gene Ontology annotation, molecular function: DNA binding. The transcript has a single exon. The record is from RefSeq and is a predicted model, not a curated record. Lineage: Eukaryota; Fungi; Ascomycota; Pichiomycetes; Serinales; Debaryomycetaceae. Bases 1 to 1272 code for a protein of 423 amino acids.